This is a messenger RNA of Culex quinquefasciatus (southern house mosquito), 2391 nucleotides long. It is a transcript of the gene Arp3, whose product is annotated as actin-related protein 3. NCBI's taxonomy places the organism in Eukaryota, Metazoa, Arthropoda, Insecta, Diptera, Culicidae. Gene Ontology annotation, cellular component: actin cortical patch; Arp2/3 protein complex. Gene Ontology annotation, molecular function: actin filament binding. The record is from RefSeq and is a predicted model, not a curated record. Gene Ontology annotation, biological process: Arp2/3 complex-mediated actin nucleation.
AGCAGAGGAAAAAAAAAGCCAACAAAAAAAAAACUCAUCUCUCCUGCAUCGCCCCGUCAAACCUGGGAGUGGAGUGACAAAUUUCUCGUCGUUUUUUCCGGAUUUCGAGGUGUGGUUGCCGUUUAUCGCUGCGAAUUAAACCCGUACAUCGGUUCCGCGACAACCCCGGGGGACGUAUUUGUAGAUUGUAGGUGCGGACACGUUCGGUAGUGGUAGCUUUCGAUUGUUUUCUGAAACGGUAGCGGCAGCAGUAGGCGAAAAUGUCCGGAAGAUUGCCAGCCUGUGUCAUCGACGUCGGAACGGGCUACACAAAGUUGGGCUUUGCGGCCAACAAGGAGCCCCAGUUUAUCAUUCCGUCGGCGAUCGCCAUCAAGGAGACGGCCAAGGUGGGCGACCAGAGUGCCCGCCGGGUGACCAAGGGCGUCGAGGAUCUGGACUUUUUCAUCGGCGAUGAGGCGUUUGACGCGACCGGGUACUCGGUUAAGUACCCCGUGCGCCACGGACUGGUCGAGGACUGGGACCUGAUGGAGCGCUUCCUGGAGCAGUGCAUCUUCAAAUACUUGCGCGCCGAGCCGGAAGACCACCACUUCCUGCUGACGGAACCGCCACUGAACACGCAGAACCGCGAAUACACCGCGGAGAUCAUGUUCGAGACGUUCAACGUGCCGGGGUUGUACAUUGCGGUACAGGCCGUGCUGGCCCUGGCCGCCAGUUGGGCGUCCCGUCCGGUGGAGGAGCGUACCCUUACGGGAAUCGUCGUCGACAGCGGGGACGGUGUGACGCACGUCAUUCCGGUGGCCGAGGGCUACGUGAUCGGAUCCUGCAUCAAGCACAUCCCGAUCGCCGGUCGUAACAUUACGUCCUUCAUCCAGAGCUUGCUGCGGGAGCGCGAGGUCGGCAUUCCGCCCGAGCAGAGCCUCGAGACGGCCAAGGCCAUCAAGGAGCGCUUCUGCUACAUCUGUCCGGACAUUGCGAAGGAGUUUGCCAAGUACGACGCCGAGCCGGCCAAAUGGAUGCGCCAGUACGAGGGCAUGAACGCCAUCACGAAGGCGCCGUUCGGCGUGGACGUCGGGUAUGAACGGUUCCUGGGGCCGGAGAUUUUCUUCCAUCCGGAGUUUUCCAACCCGGACUUUACGACGCCGCUGUCGGAGAUUGUUGACACGGUCAUCCAGAAUUGUCCGAUUGAUGUGCGGCGGCCGCUGUACAACAACAUCGUGCUGAGCGGUGGCUCGACCAUGUUCCGGGACUUUGGUCGUCGCCUGCAGCGAGAUAUCAAGCGCAGCGUUGAUGCCCGCUUGAGAAUCAGCGAGAAUUUGAGCGAAGGACGAAUUAAGCCCAAACCGAUCGACGUGUCGGUGAUUUCGCAUCACAUGCAGAGAUACGCCGUCUGGUUCGGCGGUAGCAUGUUGGCCUCAACGCCCGAGUUCUACCAGGUGUGCCACACGAAAGCCGCCUACGAGGAGUACGGUCCGGGCAUUUGCCGUCACAACCCCGUGUUCGGAACCAUGACGUAGUUUUAUCGCCCCUUCUUCUUCUUCUUCGUUGUACUCUGCUUCUAGAAUUGUCUAGGGAAAAAAAACCAGCAAAGGAAACAUUUUUAGGAAACAAACAAAAAACACAAACGUUAAGAGGGUGCUUCUGGCGACCGCCGAUCGUGGACACCGAAAAAAAAACACAAACAUCAUUCCCUUCAAGCAAUUUAAAACUUCUUUCCCCACUUCUACUACUUGCAUGUAAAGUAACGGCAAAUUCUAGCGACAUUAUGAUAUCUGCAUUUGUUAGCUUGCGAUUGUAAUUUUGAGUUAAGUAAUAAACGUUAACAAUUGUUUAUUUUUAAAACCUUCAAUAGUUAAUUACAGCAAUCUUUCACCAAACACAAACUCUAUCUCUCUCUCUCACAUCGAAACACAGAGUAGUAAGAAAACAGUUGCAGACGAGCAAAACCCAAUAGUGAUGGACACAAAACAAUGCCAAAAGUGUAGCAGCAGAAGAGUGUUGCAUUUAAAAUAAAAUCAGCAACUGAGAAAAAAAAUCGUUUAAGGUUAAGCGAACACAGACCCGUUUGUAACACAAAAAGUAUUCCUCUCUACGAGUAAAAUAAAUCGCGCGCGCGUUCAAAAACCCCUCCCAAGGUUUCCCCCCUCUAUUUUAUUCAACUAACAUUAUAUUUUAGGUAGUUUCGAGGUUUAGUUGGAUGACGAAAGCAAAUUUUAAAGGAAACUUUAUCCAACACGCAAAACAGAACAAAACUAGAAAGGUUGCGCUGGCUUCCUCUAGCCAGCAACAGCAGACACUUGAUUGAACAAUCGCAAUUUCGAUUCAAACUAUGGGAUAUAAAUCAAAUAUGUAAACGUAAUCUAGGUAAUAAAGUUAAAUUUAAAACCAUGAAAA